Microcebus murinus (gray mouse lemur) is the source of this 1106-nucleotide messenger RNA. Its product is annotated as centrin-4. NCBI's taxonomy places the organism in Eukaryota, Metazoa, Chordata, Mammalia, Primates, Cheirogaleidae. The record is from RefSeq and is a predicted model, not a curated record. Gene Ontology annotation, molecular function: calcium ion binding.
AUUGGGUGGAGUGGCUGUCAAUCAUUCAGGGCUUGGGUGGGCGGGACUGCAAGAGGUCCGUGAGCGCGGCCUUAGCAACCCCCUGGCUAGCUGUGUUGUCUACGGUUGGGCGGCGCGGCGCUGUGGGCCUGUGGGUGCGGCCGGGAGGUCCCGGCUUGAGGGAGCCGGUUGGGUACAUGGCAUCCAACCAAUGCUUAAAUUCAGAGCAAUGGAAGAAAAGAACAGCAAAAAUUGAACUGAAUGAAACUCAAAAACAAGAAAUUAAAGAGGCCUUUGAUUUAUUUGAUGUUGAUGGGUCUGGAACCAUAAAUGUGAAAGAAUUGAAGAUUGCAAUGCAGGCCUUAGGAUUUUUACCAAAGAAAGAAGAAAUUAAAAAACUGAUAGCUGAAAUUGACAAAGAAGGAAUUGGCACCAUUAGUUUUGAAGAUUUUUUUGCCAUUAUGAGUGUAAAAAUGAGUGAAAAAGAUGAAAAAGAAGAAAUAUUGAAGGCUUUCAAAUUAUUUGAUGAUGAUGAUACUGGAGGCAUAACACUAAACAAUAUCAAGAGGGUUGCUAAGGAACUAGGGGAAAAUUUAACAGAUGGUGAACUUCAGGAAAUGCUUGAUGAAGCUGAUCGUGAUGGGGAUGGAGAAAUAAAUGAGGAAGAAUUCUUGAGAAUGAUGCAAAAGACCUCUCUUUAUUAAUACUGUUGUUUUGUUCCUUCUGGAAAGUUGUUAACAAAUUUGUGUUUAUUACACAGUUCAGUAAUUUAAUACUGAAUGUAUUCAUUUUAAUUUUACUUUAUAUGCACGAAUUUCUCUCAUCUAUGUGAGAAGUUACAUGUUUCUACCAAUAUGUGGAUAAAUUUACAGCAUCAAGAAAACAUGACUAAUUUGAACCAUGAAUCCAAAAACAGUAUUAAUUCGAACUGCUAUUUUUAAAACCUCAAGUUCCAAAGACAGAAUUUUUUUAGGUUUGAUGAAGUUGGCCCCACAUCCAAAUUAAUUUGGCAAACAAGCCAUUACUUUCUCUAUAUAUCCUUUUGUGCAACUCUAAACAAAUGAUGAACAUUUGCUUUCAAUCAGCUAUUCAAGUAUGUAAAGUAUUAAAUAAAACUGGCAACUACA